AUGAAAUCGAUCAGACACCCAAAGACCCUAGUGCGCGAAGAUCGCGAAGAUCAUUACCAAUGUGACCAUUGCCAGAAGAAAUUUGGACGCAAAUCAAGCUUAAUCUUGCACCUGAAGGUUCACGAAGCUGCAAACAAAAGUCCCAAAGACUACGCAAUCGACAAAGGCGAGCAGAAAUUAGGUGAUUUGAAAAAUUCGAUCAUGGAUUUAGCAUGCGAUAGGAACGAAGAAAAAUUCGGGGAUCAAAAAAAUGUUGUUGGACACCAAUUAAUAGUAGACAAUGGCUGCAAAGAUUACACAUGCGACAAGUGCCAGCAGACAUUUAGCAUUCAAAGCGGUUUGAUACGACAUCGAGAAACAGUCCACAAAUGCCGCAAAGAUGAAUCAACCAACGAGAGCAAAAGGAAAUCUAAGCCUACAUCGAAUUCGAUUGGAAGAAGAAAAAAAUCCAAGAAAAAUCGCAAAGACAAUCUUACCGAUAGAUGCUAUAAUUGUUUAGUUUGUCGAUACCAACGAUCGUUGUCAAAAAAAAAAAACUGGAGCCAAGUCAAAAAAAAGCUCGUGACUCGCAACGAGUGA
This is a messenger RNA of Trichogramma pretiosum, 579 nucleotides long. RefSeq names its product zinc finger protein 28-like. Gene Ontology annotation, cellular component: nucleus. The coding region runs from base 1 to 579 and encodes 192 amino acids. Gene Ontology annotation, molecular function: RNA polymerase II transcription regulatory region sequence-specific DNA binding; DNA-binding transcription factor activity, RNA polymerase II-specific. Gene Ontology annotation, biological process: regulation of transcription by RNA polymerase II. Lineage: Eukaryota; Metazoa; Arthropoda; Insecta; Hymenoptera; Trichogrammatidae. The record is from RefSeq and is a predicted model, not a curated record. The transcript has a single exon.